AUGUCGAAGAUCGAGAGAGAGUGGGCGCCGCCCGGCGACGGGACGGGCACGCCGGGGGUGGUCCUGUACAACUCCCUCGUGGACGCCAAGGUCCCCUUCGUGCCUUCGAAAGGGCCCGAUGCGAGGGAGAUUUCGUGGUACACGUGCGGUCCUACCGUGUACGAUAGCGCGCACAUGGGUCACGCGCGGAACUACGUCACAGGCGACAUCCUCCGGCGCGUCCUGGAGGACUACUUCGGCUACGAGUGCUUCCUGGUGAUGAACGUGACUGACGUGGACGACAAGAUCAUCAAGCGGGCGCGCACGAACCAUCUCAUGACAGCAUACAAGGAAAAGCACGGCGCCGACGGCCAGCGCGUCCUCGCGGACUGCAAGGCCGCCGUCGACGCCGCCCUCACGAGCCAGGAGGCCGCGGAACGCGAGGCCACGCGCGCGGCGGAGGAGUGCGCAGCCGACAGUGCCGCGGGCCGCCCGGGCGCAGACAGGCGCCUCGAGGGCCUCCGCAACAACGCCGACGAGCAGCGCCUGAAGCUCGAGCAGCUCCAGCGCGCCAAGGCCGAGCUCGACGCGCUGUCGCCGGCCGCGCCGGACGUCGCCCAGGACGCGCUACGGUGCGGCGGGGACUCCCUGGCAGCGCGGCUGGACAAGGAGCACGGGCACUCGGUGACGGACCCGGGCAUCUUCCGGCAGCACGCCGCGCGGUACGAGGACGAGUUCCUGCAGGACAUGGACCGGCUGGGCGUACGCCGGCCGGACUGCAUGCCGCGGGUGUCGGAGUACGUGCCCGAGAUCGUGGCGUACAUCCAGAAGAUCGUCGACGAGGGCAUGGCGUACGAGGCGAACGGGUCGGUCUACUUCUCCACCGCCGCGUUCCGCGAGCGCGGCCACACGUACGGCAAGCUCGACCCGUGGGCGGUGGGCAGCAGCCUGCUGUCGGCCGAGGGGGAGGCGGACUUCGCGACGGGCGAGAAGCGGCGCCCGACGGACUUCGCGCUCUGGAAGGCCGCGCGCCCGGGCGAGCCCACGUGGCCGUCCCCGUGGGGCCCCGGGCGGCCCGGGUGGCACAUUGAGUGCUCGGCGAUGGCGUCGGAGCUCAUCGGGCAGACGCUGGACGUGCACUCCGGCGGCAGCGACCUGCGGUUCCCGCACCACGACAACGAGCUCGCGCAGAGCGAGGCGCACUUCUCGUCGUGCGGGUGCCGGCAGUGGGUGAACUACUUUCUGCACUCGGGGCGCCUCAACAUCGACGGCCUGAAGAUGUCCAAGUCGCUGAAGAACUUCAUCACCAUCCGGGACGCCCUCGAGGUCUUCACGCCGCGGCAGCUCCGCCUCAUGUUCGUGCUGCAGGCCUGGGACAAGCCUAUGGUGUACGGGGAGGGGUCUCUCGCGGAGAUGCGCGCGAAGGAGGCCAUGCUGAAGAACUUCUUCCAGAACGUCGAGGCCGCGCUGCGCGCGCACAGCACGUCGCUGCCGGCCAAGUGGCUCGCCGAGGAGACGACUCUGCACGCGGCUCUGCAGGCGAGUCAGGUCGAGGUCCGCGCGCGGCUGCGGGACAACAUCGACACGCCCGGGGCCAUGGCCGCGCUCGAGCGCCUCGUGCGCGCGACGAACGUGUACCUCUCGCAGCGCGACGGCGCGGAGGGCGCGCCCCCCGCGCAGGGCAUGCUCCUGCGGCGGUGCGCCGCGUUCGUGACGCGCAUCCUGGGCUGCUUCGGCCUCGCGGAGGGCGCCGCGGACCGCCUGGGCUUCGAGGCCGCGCAGGCUGGCGACACGCGCGCGUUCGACGCCCUGAUGGACGCGUUUGCGACGUUCCGGGACGACGUCCGCGGGAUCGCCCGCACGCUCGGGUCCGUCGCGGGCGAGCUCCUCGCGCAGUGCGACCGCGUGCGCGACGAGACGCUCGUCGACCUCGGCGUCCGGCUCGAGGACCGGCCGAAAGGCGGCGCCGUGUGGAAGCGGGACGACCCAGCGGCGCUGCGCGCGGAGAUCGACGAGAAGCGCCGCGCGAUCCACGAGGCGAAGAUGCGGAAGGUGCAGCUCGCGAUCGAGCGGAAGCGGCGGGAGCUGGACAAGUAUAAAAACAUCGCGGCGCUGCCGACGCCGGUGCAGGCCCUGGCGGGGAAGUACCGGUUCGACGAGACGGGGAACCCGACGCACGACGCGGCGGGCGCGACGCUGGACGACAAGGGCGUGAAGGCGGCGCGGAAGGCGCUCGACAAGGAGAGCAAGAUCCGCGCGCCCCUGGCGAAGGUUUUGGACAAGGAGGGCGACGGGUACCUGGACCGGCUCGCGGAGGAGAUCGUGGACCUCGAGGAGGAGCUGAAGGACAUCAUGGCCGCGUCCGAGAGCACGGCGGAAUAA
Molecule: messenger RNA, 2361 nt
Organism: Pedinophyceae sp. YPF-701
Lineage: Eukaryota; Viridiplantae; Chlorophyta; Pedinophyceae
Source: the annotation of a GenBank genome assembly